AUGUCUUCAAGCGACGUAGAAGCCAGUCUCGAUGGAGACGUGAAGUAUGAGCAUGCUGAGGAACUGGAAGAUGUUCCCAGAAUAGACCCAGAACUAGAAAAGAGGCAAGCCAUGGCCUUAAGGGAUCGUCUCGAAUUGGUGAAGGCACCUACUGACCUACGAUGGACCAGGAUUGUUCGGAAAAUCGACUGUCGGCUCCUACCAUCGACUGCCAUUAUAUAUCUCCUCUGCUACCUCGACAGAUCGAACAUUGGAAAUGCGAAGAUCCUCAAUUCAUCCACGAACGAUACCCUGUUGGAGACCAACAAUAUCUCCAACUAUCAAUUCACCAUCGCAAUGAUGGUUUUCCUCGUGGCCUAUUCUGUAUUUGAAGCGCCGAGCAAUCUGGCAUUGAAAAUCUUUCACCCGCGCAGGUGGCUGGGGCUACUUGUCAUUGCAUUCGGCUCCUUCUGCUUGGGAAUUGGAUUUACGCACAAUUUUGCCGGACUAGCAGCCCUCCGAUUUCUUCUGGGUGCUGCGGAAGCCGGUGCAUUUCCAGGUAUGAUUUAUUAUUUCACAUUCUGGUACAAACCCGCGGAACGCGCCAGUCGAAUUGCGGUAUUCAUGUGCAGUGCCACACUGUCGGGCGCCUUUGGCGGUGCGAUCGCAUAUGGCGUCGGCCACCUGAAUGGGGCGCGAGGAUUAGAGGGCUGGCGAUGGCUCUUCCUGGUGGAAGGAGCUCCAACCAUUGCUGCUGGCUUGCUGGUUUUCUUUUUUCUGCCAAGCUACCCCGAGAGCGUAGGAUGGCUCACGGAUGAAGAGAAGAAGUUCCAGGCGCUUCGUCUAGGAGACAGCGGUUCCUCGGGCGAGGAUAAACUCAACUGGAAAGACGCUAAGGAAACUCUUCUCACAGGAAGACUCUACCUUCACUACCUUACGUAUCUAACCAUAUCGGCUGGGGUGGCAUCACUGUCCCUGUUUGCUCCGACGAUCAUUGCGGGACUGGGCUAUACGGACCUCCAAGCCCAGCUCUUUACUGUUCCCCCAUAUGCUGUUGCAUAUCUUGUGACUUUAGGGCUUGCGUGGCUGUCAGACUGGCUGAAAUGCCGAGGAGCCAUCGCAUGUGGUUCCCAGCUUGUUGCCUCGGUGGCUUUCGUUAUCCAAGCAUCGCUGCCGGCUGAGGCAUAUACUGCACGCUAUGCGUUCCUCAUCAUUGCUACCGCCGGGGCGUUUGGGGGUCUGCCCUCACUUAACGCCUGGGUAGGAGACAACAUCCAUACGACCACAGCACGGUCUAUCACAACCGCACUCAACAUCUCCUUCUCUGGCCCCGGGCAAAUCAUUGGUGUCUGGAUUUACAGAGCCCAGGAUGCCCCGGCAUACCGAUUGGGCCAUGGGGUCAAUGCAGGUAUGAGCUUUCUGGCCGCCAUUCUGGCCUUCUGCUUGACGCUUUACUACCGGCGACAGAAUAUGAAGAUGGAAGGUACUAACCAGACACGUUGGGUAACUUGA
This is a messenger RNA of Aspergillus bombycis, 1491 nucleotides long. Its product is annotated as MFS transporter. The coding region runs from base 1 to 1491 and encodes 496 amino acids. The record is from RefSeq and is a predicted model, not a curated record. Gene Ontology annotation, molecular function: transmembrane transporter activity. The transcript has 8 exons. Lineage: Eukaryota; Fungi; Ascomycota; Eurotiomycetes; Eurotiales; Aspergillaceae. Gene Ontology annotation, biological process: transmembrane transport. Gene Ontology annotation, cellular component: membrane.